AUGUCCCUCUCAACAACCAAAUCUCACUCCUGGCACCGCGACGGCUUCCUCAUCAGCACUGACCCAUCCCUCAUAGACCUACAAGCGAUCAACGCUGCCUUCGACACAGACCAAUUGCCCUGGGCACAGAAACUCUCGGACGAAGAGCUGAAAGUCAUGGUACAGCAUAGUGUCUGUUUCAGUCUGUAUUCAGCUACUACUGUCGAGCCUGCUGAUACCGCUACCACUACUCCAGCACCAGAUUCUUCCAGUAGCAGCACUCCAGGCAUGAUCGGUCUCGCCCGCAUCUGCACCGACUACGUCACAAUGGCCUAUCUAACCGACGUCUACAUCUUACCAGAAUACCAGCGCCGCGGUCUGGGUGAAUGGCUCAUCGACUGUGUCAAGGAGUGGUGGGAUGAGAUGCCGAGUGGGAGGCAGAUGUUUUUGAUUGCGAAGGAGGGGAAGGCGGAGGAGUUUUAUGCACGGAGAUUGGCGAGUGGAAGGAUGGAGAACGAUAGAGAGAAGAAGAGGGAAGGGAUGUAUAGAGUCUUCACGGCGAGGGGGAGAGGAGCGAGGGUUUGA
Messenger RNA from Lithohypha guttulata, 564 nucleotides. RefSeq lists its product as uncharacterized. The record is from RefSeq and is a predicted model, not a curated record. Gene Ontology annotation, molecular function: acyltransferase activity, transferring groups other than amino-acyl groups. The transcript has a single exon. Lineage: Eukaryota; Fungi; Ascomycota; Eurotiomycetes; Chaetothyriales; Trichomeriaceae. The coding region runs from base 1 to 564 and encodes 187 amino acids.